Messenger RNA from Dissoconium aciculare CBS 342.82, 939 nucleotides. RefSeq lists its product as uncharacterized. The transcript has a single exon. The coding region runs from base 1 to 939 and encodes 312 amino acids. NCBI's taxonomy places the organism in Eukaryota, Fungi, Ascomycota, Dothideomycetes, Mycosphaerellales, Dissoconiaceae. The record is from RefSeq and is a predicted model, not a curated record.
AUGUGCACGUCGUACAAGACCGUCUCUUGUCAAACGCGGGUGCCUGGAAUUCGCGCCUGUGCUUUCAAGGAAGUGAACAAAUGUGUAGGAAGCUCACAUGUUUCUGCGACAUUUUUACCUUUAUGUCUAGGAAAUACCAUCUUCUCAUCACCGAACUGUAAGCGUCGACUUGAGACAAUCAUGCUCACUUCUCUCGACUCGUCUGGCGGAAGAACGACCCAAGGCGAAUGCGAUACCGACCUGGGCGCGGCAGUAAGCAUAAUCGCGAUUGAUCAUGAGCUGCAUUCUUGCGUCGUCCAAGGGUACAUUCAACUAUUACGCGAGACAGACUUCACUAUAGUCUCCCUUCUCCACUUGGUGCCGACAUCCUCGCUUGAAGUUGAAAGUCUCAAUAGCAGCAUCGAGCAAGAGAUUCAUGCACAGGACCAUGCACAGGAUCAACUUGAUAGGCUGGACAAGAAUUCUGCCUCAGCAAAGCCGACAAAGCUCAUCUUAAAAAGCUUCAAAGAAGAGUGGCUUGUCGCUCGAGAAGUCGAGGCGUACAGAAGGAUGCGUAGUAUCCAAGGGACUAUUGUACCGAUACUAUAUGGAUGUUGUCUAGUUAAUGAACUUCCAACAAUCGUACUGGAAUUUAUUGCCGGCGAGGACCUUGUCGCUUACGAAUGCGAUCGAGACCAAUUGCCUAUGCUUGCCAGAGCAGUCGAGCAUUGCUCAACAGCAAUCUCAAAGUUCGGGGUUAUCCAAAUGGACCCUCGGCAUGACGGCUUGAUUGUGACGGACUCAUCGAAGCUGGAGGUCAAAAUGAUAGACUUUUCUGAUGUCGAUUUCGACAAGCAUUAUACAUCGAGUAUGAAUCGAUGCAGCAGUCACUGGCUCAUGCAAGAAUACGCAAAGCACAGGCGCUGGACGAUGCCUGAAGACGUCACGAGUUGGCGAUGA